This is a messenger RNA of Limulus polyphemus (Atlantic horseshoe crab), 5000 nucleotides long. RefSeq names its product solute carrier family 12 member 2-like. Gene Ontology annotation, molecular function: sodium:potassium:chloride symporter activity. The transcript has 24 exons. The coding region runs from base 36 to 3233 and encodes 1065 amino acids. Gene Ontology annotation, biological process: chloride ion homeostasis; sodium ion transmembrane transport; sodium ion homeostasis. Lineage: Eukaryota; Metazoa; Arthropoda; Merostomata; Xiphosura; Limulidae. Gene Ontology annotation, cellular component: membrane. The record is from RefSeq and is a predicted model, not a curated record.
GUGGUAGAAAUCUCGGAAAGCCAGAGUGGAUAGAAAUGGAUGGAGCAAAUGGAAUUGCCGAUUCUAAACAAAACACUUCAAGAUUUCAAGUAGACAAAGUUGAUUACGUCGGUGAAAAUGAUAAUAAUUCAUAUGACUAUGUGAAUGACGUUUUUAAUGUGGAAGACAAUCAAACAACUUUGAAUUCUCUAACACAACGCUCUGGAAAUUCAACUUAUGAUACACAUAAUGUUCGAAGUCUAUGCCAUUACACAAGAGAAGCUCUUCCUAAUGUGGAUCAUUACAGAAACGUCAUGUCUGUUCAUGGCCAUAUGAUUCGACCAACUUUGGAUGAACUUCACCAUGCUACACUUACUGGUAUAGGACUCGAAAAGAACCCUUACAAGCAUAGUAAACUUGGUGAAGAAGAAGCUCCUGUCAGUGAGGCUGUAAAGUUUGGAUGGAUCAAAGGAGUUCUGAUAAGAUGUCUUCUGAACAUAUGGGGGGUAAUGCUCUUUUUGCGCCUCUCAUGGGUUGUAGGCCAAGCUGGGAUUGGUCUAGCCCUUGUAGUUGUUCUCUUAGCAACGGUGGUUACUAUUUUGACAACUUUGUCUAUGUCAGCCAUUUGUACAAAUGGGGAAGUCCGAGGAGGUGGAACCUAUUAUAUGAUAUCAAGAAGUCUAGGGCCAGAAUUUGGAGGAGCUAUCGGAUUGAUCUUCUCUCUAGCAAAUGCUAUAGCAGUGGCUAUGUAUGUAGUUGGAUUUGGUGAAACCGUGAGAGAUGUUUUACAACUUCAAAAUCUCUACAUCGUGGAUGCUGGAAUGAAUGAUGUACGAAUUAUUGGAAUAUGUACUGUUAUUGUGUUGCUUGGAAUUACCCUGGUUGGGACAGAAUGGGAAACUAAAGCCCAGAUUGUACUGCUCUUUAUUCUUCUAGUAGCUAUGUUUGACUUUGUUAUUGGUUCCUUUAUCCCACCAUCUGUAUCUCAACAGGCCCGUGGAUUCAUAGGCUGGAAUGGGAAACUUGCACGGGAAAAUUUUGUCCCAGAUUUUCGAGGUGAAACAUUUUUUUCUGUAUUUUCCAUUUUCUUUCCUGCUGCCACAGGAAUUCUUGCUGGAGCUAACAUAUCAGGAGACUUAAAAGACCCACAGACUUCCAUACCAAAAGGAACCUUUUCAGCCAUAAUCAUCAGUAGUCUUUCAUACAUGUUGUUUGCAGUAAUUGCUGGAUGUGUAACAUAUCGUGACACCAAUGGGGUAGAGACACUUGUUGAGAAUGGAACUUUGUCUCUAAUAACUAACUGUUCCUUUGGGGAAGAUGAAAUCUGCCCCUUUGGUUUAAUGAAUAAUUAUCAGGUAAUGGAGAUGGUAUCGGGUUUUGGUCCACUUAUAUAUGCUGGUAUUUUUGCUGCUACAUUAUCUUCAGCACUUACAAGCCUGGUUAGUGCUCCAAAAGUGUUUCAGGCCUUGUGCAGAGAUAAAAUUUUUCCAAAAAUUGAAUAUUUUGGUAAAGGCUUUGGGAAGAAUGGUGAGCCACGUCGAGCAUAUAUAUUAGCCUUUGCAAUAGCAUUAGCAUGUGUAGUAAUAGGUGAACUAAAUGCCAUUGCACCAAUAAUCUCCAACUUCUUUCUUGCGGCCUACUGUUUGAUCAACUUCUCUUGUUUUCAUUCAUCUUUUGUCAGAUCUCCAGGAUUUCGUCCAGCUUUCAAGUAUUAUAAUAAGUGGGUGAGUUUACUAGCAGCAAUAUUGUGUGUGGCUGUCAUGUUCAUUAUCAACUGGUGGACAGCUUUGAUUACAUAUGCAAUUAUAUUGGCUUUGUAUAUUUAUAUUCAUCACAGAAAACCUGAUGCAAAUUGGGGUUCCUCCACACAGGCUCAGACUUAUAAGUCAGCUUUAAGUUCUGUUAUCAAGUUAAAUCGAGUUGAAGAGCAUGUUAAGAAUUAUAGGCCCCAGAUUCUGUUACUGACUGGGCAUCCCAAUAGCAGACCCCCUCUGGUGGAUUUUACAUACGGUAUCUGUAAACAUCUUAGCCUACUUGUAUGUGGAAACAUUCAUAGGGGUUCCGUGACUCAGCGAGUCCGUAAUGCACUGAGUAAACAGGCUAUGUGCUGGUUACAAGAAAGAAAAAUCAAAGGUUUUUAUGCUUUAGUCGAAGAAGACGAUUUCUCACAUGGAGUGAGGUCUUUAGUACAGCUUGUAGGACUUGGAAAAUUACGACCUAAUAUGUUAAUGAUGGGAUACAAACAUAACUGGCAAGUGUGUGAUGAAAAAGAAGUUUUGGAGUAUUUCAAUGUUAUUCAUCAAGUUUUUGAUAUGCAUUUGUCUUUGGGUAUUCUUCGGCUCCAAGAAGGAUUGGAUUAUUCUGAAUAUAUUGAUACUGAAGAUCUUGGACUAAUUGAGCAGAAUGCAAUAGUAGCUGCAAGCAGUGAACCAGUAGUGUUUGAACAAAACCUCUCGGAUGGAGAUUUUUCUCGAAAUAUGUUUAGGUUGUCCCAAGGUGGAAUUUCUCAAGAUUCAUCCCCUCCAAACACCCCAGCCAGUACUCGAAGUGGUCUCCAAUCCUGUGUUUCCACAAACCCAGAGGGUGAAGCAGUGGCUGCUUCAAGUUCAAACUUAAACAGCAACCAGGUGGUAAAAGGCCUCUCAAAAGACAUACCCAAGGAUGUUUUGUCUAAUGUCAACCAGUUCCAAAGGAAACAAAAGAAGGGUACUAUUGAUGUAUGGUGGUUAUAUGAUGAUGGUGGCUUAACAAUGUUAAUCCCUUACUUAUUGAGUAAUAAAUCACAGUGGAGAAAUUGCAAGCUGCGUGUGUUCUCUCUAGCAAAUAAAAAAGAUGAACUUGAUAGAGAUCAGAGAAACAUGGCUGCUCUUCUCAACAAAUUUAGGAUAGAUUAUUCUGAUGUGACCAUAAUUCCAGAUAUUGUCAAACCUCCUCAAGAAUCUAGCAAUAGAGAAUUUUUUGCAAUGUUAUCCAAGUGGAAAAAUAUUGAAAAUGUGGAAGGAAGCUCUUUGGCCAUCUCAGAAUCUGAAAUCUUGGCUGUUAAAGAUAAGACACGGCGACACUUAAGACUUCGAGAGCUGUUGUUACAGUAUUCACAUGAUGCUUCCCUUAUUGUAAUGACAUUACCAAUGCCACGAAAAGGAACUUGCUCAGCACCAAUGUACAUGGCUUGGUUGGAAACACUAACAAGAGACAUGCCUCCUUUCUUGUUGUUACGUGGAAAUCAGACUAGUGUCCUGACCUUUUAUUCUUGAUUCAUAUAUAUUGUACUUGUAUAUACUAGUAGCUAAGGAUGUUAUUUGAAGAGUCUUCCUAUUGAUAUAAAAUUUUGGGUAAGAAAUAAUAAUAAUACCUAUAUUUCAAUGAAAAUUCAAAAUAUCUAAUGAAUUUAGAUAAAUGCAGUUUUCAAUGUUAAACAUUUUUAUCAGUUUCACAGAAAGUCAGUUGUUGUAAAAUGUAGUAUUUUCUGUUGAAUACUUAAUAGAUAAGUUCUUAAUUUUUAAUGAGAAUUGAACAAAUUUAUUUUCCACUUAUUUGAUCAUAAUGUCUGCAAUAUUACACAGCUUAAACAUUUUUCAAGGAAUACAGUAAAUCAUAAAGGAGUCUAGAUUCAAAUUUUUUCAUUUUAUUCUGAAAGGAAUACUCCUGUCAAAAGCAGCAUUUUACUUGUAAAGUUUAGAAGAAGUUAGUAGUUUAGAAAUAGAUAUAUAUGAUAAAGACUGCUGUUUGCCCAAUCAAAAUUUGUGAAAAACUUCAAUUAAAAGUUUUUAAGUUAGGUAUGUGAACCAUUCUGAAUACCAGCAAAGCCUUAUAAAAUCAAUAUAAAUUAAACCUGCAACAUGAAAUAUUUAAAAAAAUUAUUUGUUUCUAGUUUUGGAACUCAUCUUUCUCUUAUGCCAAAAGUUCAAGAAAGGAAUUAAUUGAUGAUAGAUACAGUCAAAGUGAAGUUUAAAUGGAAAAAAGUAUAUUGUUCUUUUCCAUUUGCUACUGCUUCAUUGGUUUGUUUCAAAAAAAAUAUCUUCACUAAAUGAAAAAAUAAUAAUUAUAAUAGCCAUGUAAAUAGUAAAUUAAUUCCUCAUUUAUACAGUGUUGAUAUUCAAGAAAGAUUGUAGUAUAAGUAUAUCUUAUUUGUUUAAAAGAAGUUUUAGGUAAAGGGUAUUGAGUUGUCUUGAAGAUGGAGUAGACCUAUAUCUUGCACCAUAGUUGUUUGUUUGGUGAGGUGUAUGAACUGCUAGUGCAGAUCUGAAUUAUGAAUUUUGUUGCCAUAAAUUCCAAUAAUUUAAAUUAUGUAAUAUUUUAUUUAGUUAAAUUAUUAUAUGUAGGAAUUCAUGCUAAACUACUUACUGCUUAAAGCAAAUGUGCAAAGCUUUAACAGCAGGUAGCUCUGUUGAGACAUUCAUUAACUAUUUUUCAUUCAUUUUUCUCAGAUCACUUCAUUGCUUAUUUGGUAAAAUUCAAAUGUUGUAAGCAAAUUUGUCUAGUUUGCAGGUGGGCAAUAUGUGACUUUAAACUGUAGUUUUUCACCCUGAGAGAUUUCAACUUCUUGAUAAAAGUAUCAGUACUAAAAUUAUUUAUGAACAAACAAAUUCAUCACUUUUAGUAAACUGGUAUUUUUUUCUCAAGAGUGUUUUAGAGCACAGGAAAAUAUCUUUAAAACAUCAUUAAUCUGUUAUAUAUGCAGAUUAACACUAUUAGUUAGAAUAUUACAUAUGCAUGAAGACAUGUAUACAGUGGAAACCAUGCAUUCAUUUCCAUUAUGUUAAAACACAUUAGCAAAACUAAUCCAGCAUCAAUAGAUGCGUAUCUACUUAAGUAAAAAAACAUGUAUUAACACAAUCCUUGGCACAAUAUUUACAACAGACUUCUCUAAACACUGAAAGCAGACAAACCAAAAAGUAAAUUAGUUACUCAAUGCUAGAGGAUUUUUUAACUUUAGUACAAGUAACAGUCUAUCCUGGAGUGGCUGACACCAUAUUUUCUGUUAAUAAACUGCCAGUAAAGAUCUUGCAACAACACUGCAA